AUGGUAAGCGACUCCCGUUGUGAGCCAUUUUAUCUGCUCACUCUGUCAGGUUCAUUUGGGGCUUCUCCUACCGCGAUCCGCAACAAGGAAACACAGAUUCGCCAUGAGUGUGAAACUAAUCCGUGCCCUUUCAUCAAAUACCGCUUUCCUCGCUUAUUGAAUGAGUCCCGAGUGGCCAUGUGUGAGUUUCUCGGUGUACCCGAAUCCACAAUAGUUUUUGUGCCAAAUGCAACUACCGGAAUCAACACGGUGCUGCGGAAUAUAGUAUGGAACACGGAUGGAAGAGACGAGAUUCUGCAGUUUGACGUGAUAUAUGGUGCGUGCGGGAAGACCACCAGCUAUGUCUGUGAAGCGAAUGCAAACAUCGUGCGCACUAGACAAAUUCCCCUCGAAUACCCAAUGAAUGAUUCUGGGGUCGUGCGCACGUUUCGCAAAGCGAUAGAUGUGUCCCGAGGAGAAGGAUACCGCCCGCGUAUUGCAAUAUUCGAUACAAUCUCAUCCAACCCUGCUCUUCGGUUUCCCUUUGAAAAACUUACUGCGGUCUGCCAUGCAGAGGGCGUUCUGAGCUUGAUAGACGCUGCUCAUGGAAUUGGUCAAAUUGAACUUGAUCUUCCAUCGCUGAACCCAGAUUUUUUGGUCAGCAAUUGCCAUAAAUGGCUAUUCACUCCUCGUGGAUGUGCAGUCUUCUAUGUUCCCGUGCGCAACCAAUGGAUGAUACGCAGCACUUUGCCAACAAGUCACGGUUAUGUCGCUGGGUCUUUGAAUCGAGAUCAAUGGCCUUUAAAAAAUCCCACGGAUCUCGCGAAUGGCACGACCGCAUUUGUAUCCAACUUCGAAUUCGUUGGCACCACCGAUAAUUUUUCGUUCUUGACGGUCCGAACCGCGAUUGAGUGGAGACAAAGUGUCUGUGGUGGUGAAAAGGCGAUUCAGGAGUACUGUCGUCGGCUUUGCCGCGAGGGAGGUCAACACGUUGCGGAAAUUCUGGGGACGAGGACUUUGGAGACCACGGAGGGGGCUUUCGCAAAGACCUACAUGGUCAAUAUUCUUCUUCCUCUCGACAUACCUACUGAAGGCUGUGGGAGUCAGGUCACAGACGAAGAUGGCUUAGAUGUCACUGUCAGCGAAUGGAUGCAGCAGAGUAUGAUCAAUCACUAUCGAACGUUCAUGCCUGUUUUCCCCUUUCAGGGAGCUUGGUGGGUAAGAUUGAGUGCACAAAUCUAUCUUGAGCAAAGCGACUUUGAAUGGGCAGCUCAGACGCUGAAGAAGCUGUGCGAAAGGUUGCGAGAAGUCAAUUCUGGAGUGAAAAGUGGGAAAUGA
Molecule: messenger RNA, 1317 nt
Organism: Penicillium brevicompactum
Lineage: Eukaryota; Fungi; Ascomycota; Eurotiomycetes; Eurotiales; Aspergillaceae
Product: Pyridoxal phosphate-dependent transferase major region subdomain 1
Exons: 1
Coding region: 1-1317 (438 amino acids)
Source: RefSeq, a predicted model, not a curated record